UUCCCCAUGGGAUUACGCCACCGCGAAAACCCGAAACAUCCCCUUUUAUCCGCGUGACCCCACACACUGAAUUGGUGGUUUGUAGGGUUAAUUACCGAAGAGAAUCACACAACUUAAUUCGAUUUAACUUUGUUAGUUCUAGAUGGCAAUGCCUGGUAGACGUACCAAUUACACCUUGUUGACUCAGAUUCCCGACGACGAUCACCUCCAGCCACCGCAACCUCCUCCUCCGUCGAUCUUCUCCGGUGGCACCGGAAGCGGCGGCGCAUACGACUCAUCUCACCACUCUCACUCCGGAGAAAAAAAGAGGAACGAAAGAGCUGGAUUUGAUUGGGAUUUGAUGAACAUGACAACUGAUCAGAGGAUGCAGCAACCUCGCCAAACGGCCUUUCCGGCCUCGAUCGGUGGAUUGCAGAGACAAUCGAGCGGGAGUAGUUACGGAGAGAGUUCUAUUUCGGGUGAUUACUUUCUUCCGUCUUUGUCGGCGGCGGUGAACAGUGGAGGUGGUGAUCCCGAUGCUUAUGCUCACUUGCCGGAUGGAGGUGGUGGUGAGGUGUUGAGGUUGAAAUCCUCGGAGACUGCUGGUGGUGGUGGUGGGGGAGGGUCUUAUUCAUCGAAAAGUUGGGCACAGCAAACGGAGGAGAGUUAUCAAUUGCAGUUGGCUUUGGCGCUACGGCUUUCGUCUGAAGCUAUGUGUGCUGAUGAUCCUAAUUUACUGGAUCCUGUGACGGAAGAAACCGCAGGGUCGAGGUCAUCCGGUUCUACGACAUCUGCAGAAGGUUUAUCACAUCGAUUCUGGGCAAACGGGUGUUUGUCAUACUUUGACAAAGUCCCUGAUGGGUUUUACUUGAUAUAUGGAAUGGAUCCAUACGUAUGGAUGAUGUGCUGUGAUCUACAAGAGAGUGGAAGAAUUCCAUCACUUGAGUUGUUGAAGGCCAUUGAUAUUGCAAAUGAAUCUUCCAUUGAAGUGAUCUUGAUUGAUAGGCGUAAUGAUCCCAGCCUCAGGGAACUACAAAAUCGGAUUCAUAGCAUUUCAUGUAAUAGCAUUACUACAUUAGAAGUUGUUGAUCAACUUGCAAAGCUUGUAUGCAAUCGAAUGGGGGGCACAACUUUAAGUGGUGAAGAUGAGUUAGUUUCAAUGUGGAAGGAAUGCAGUGAGGAUCUGAAAGAUUGUUUAGGAUCUGUUGUGCUUCCAAUGGGUAGCCUCUCUGUUGGCCUUUGCAGACAUCGGGCCUUACUAUUUAAAAUUUUAGCAGAUACAAUUGAUUUACCAUGUCGAAUCGCCAAGGGCUGCAAAUAUUGUAAAAGAGAUGAUGCUUCUUCUUGCCUUGUUCGUUUUGGUGUUGACAGGGAACUUCUUGUUGAUUUAGUAGGGAAUCCAGGAUGCCUGUGUGAGCCAGAUUCUUUAUUAAAUGGUCCUUCAACAAUCUCAAUUUCUUCCCCAUUGAGGUUCCCACGUUUUAGACAAGUUGAACCCAUGGUUGAUUUCAGAUCACUUGCUAAACAGUAUUUUGCUGAUUGUGAAUCUUUGAAUCUUGUAUUUGAAGAUCCAUCUAUUGGAAUGAUUUCAGGUGAUGGAGAUAUUGUUGAUGCAAUCUACCCAAAACAAUCUGAAAAAAGUCAUGUUGAUAUAAUUCGUAAUAGUCCAAGCAACAGCAAUGAUGGGUCCCGUUUACCUCCUUCAAAAGCUGCCCUCCGCCCGAAAGGUCAUGACAGAAGCUCACAUCUGCCCAAAGUAUAUGCCCAGAACAUCAUGGGCACCUCCCAAUCAUAUGUCGUGUCUUCUGAUACACGAAUGGAAGUGCCUAGUAAUCAGAUUCAGAGAUUUGAAAAUAGUGGUCAAAGUCAACCCCAUAAAGACAGAGGCAAUUUCACCAUGGAUGUUGAAGAUUUGGACAUUCCUUGGAGUGAUCUUGUUUUGAAAGAAAGAAUUGGAGCAGGUUCUUUUGGUAUUGUUCAUCGUGCUGAUUGGAAUGGCUCUGAUGUUGCUGUGAAAAUUCUUUUAGAACAAGAUUUUCAUCCAGAGAGGUUGAACGAAUUCUUGCAGGAGGUUGCAAUAAUGAGACGAUUAAGGCAUCCAAAUAUUGUUCUUUUUAUGGGAGCAGUCACUCAGCCUCCAAACCUGUCAAUAGUGACAGAAUAUUUGUCCAGGGGUAGUUUGUAUAGGCUGUUGCAUAAACCUGGAGCAAAAGAGGCAUUGGAUGAGAGGAGAAGGCUGAGCAUGGCAUAUGAUGUGGCAAAAGGAAUGAAUUAUCUCCACAGACGCAAUCCUCCUAUUGUUCACAGAGAUUUGAAAUCUCCAAAUCUUUUAGUAGACAGGAAAUACACAGUAAAGGUGUGUGAUUUUGGGCUUUCGAGGUUAAAAGCAAACACGUUUCUUUCAUCCAAGACUGCAGCAGGAACACCUGAAUGGAUGGCACCUGAAGUUCUUCGUGAUGAACCUUCAAAUGAGAAAUCAGAUGUUUACAGUUUUGGUGUGAUUUUAUGGGAGCUUGCUACUUUGCAACAACCCUGGGGUAACCUAAAUCCUGCACAGGUUGUGGCAGCUGUUGGGUUUAAAUGCAAGAGGCUUGAGAUUCCUCGUGAUGUGAACCCUCAAGUAGCAGCAUUGAUUGAAGCCUGUUGGGCAAAUGAGCCAUGGAAACGACCUUCGUUUUCAGCCAUCAUGGAUACAUUGAGACCAUUGACAAAACCUCCUACUCCACAAACAAGUCAAACAGACGUUUCACUACUAGCAUAAACUUUUCACAAUAUAUGGCUGAUUGGUGUACAUAUGUUUUUUUGGAAAAUUAAAUUUUAAUUUUCGUUUAAUUGGAAUCCAAGAAAGACAUAAAUGGGUUUUUCUACAGGAGAAGAAAUUUGUUGGUCUGUUUGUUUGUUUAAUGAUAUGUAGAAGGCGUCUUGUCUUGUCUUUGCUUGUCUGGUCAUAAUUUUGUAUUGUUUGUUGUAAUGAAAUAAUAUAAUCACAGCUUAUAGGAA
Messenger RNA from Lactuca sativa (garden lettuce), 2979 nucleotides. Its product is annotated as serine/threonine-protein kinase CTR1. NCBI's taxonomy places the organism in Eukaryota, Viridiplantae, Streptophyta, Magnoliopsida, Asterales, Asteraceae. Gene Ontology annotation, molecular function: protein serine/threonine kinase activity; ATP binding. The record is from RefSeq and is a predicted model, not a curated record. Gene Ontology annotation, biological process: protein phosphorylation.